AUGGAGCAUCGAGCAGCGUUAACACCUGCUACUGCUAAACAACUUAUAAAAGCAGGAUUUCAAAUCACCGUAGAAGAAUCUGACCAACGUAUCUUUGAUGAUCACGAGUACGCCGAGGUGGGAUGUACCAUGGUUCCUUUUGGCAGUUGGAAAGAAAAGGCUCCCUCUGACGCUUACAUCAUUGGUCUAAAAGAACUCCCCGAGAAUGAUACAUCGCCACUCCAUCAUACACAUAUAUUCUUUGCCCAUUGUUUCAAGAACCAAGCUGGGUGGAAGGAGAUCCUACAUCGGUUUAAAGACAGCGGUAAGAUUCUGGACCUUGAAUUUUUACAAGACGCUCAAGGACGUCGUGUAGCUGCAUUUGGGUUUAUGGCAGGGUUUGCAGGAGCUGCUGUCAGUCUGGAUGUCUGGUGUCAUCAAAAGAAGGGGUUAAAGAUGGGUGCAUUGAAACCGUUUCAGAAUGAACAAGCGUUGAUUGAUUAUGCCAAGGGAAACCUCCGUGAAACUUUAUUACAUGAAGGUCGCCAUGACAAUUAUCCGACAUUGAUGGUGAUGGGAGCACGUGGACGAUGUGGAUCUGGAGCAGUGGAUUUUGCUAAAAAAGUAGGAUUACCCGCUGAAAAUAUCAUUCAAUGGGACAUGGAGGAAACAAAGAAGGGAGGACCCUUCCCGGAGAUUAUGAAGGCGGAUAUCUUUGUGAAUUGUAUUUAUUUAAAUCAAAAGAUUCCUCCGUUUAUGACGCAAGAAAUGAUUGAUUCAGAUGGACGUCAAUUGACAGUCAUUUGUGAUGUGAGUUGUGAUACCACCAACCCAAACAAUCCCAUUCCUGUCUAUAGUGUGAAUACGACCUUUGAUCAACCCACAGUACGGGUAAAGACAAGCAGUAAAAGACCAUUGGAUGUCAUUUCUAUUGAUCAUUUGCCUACUUUAUUACCAAGAGAAAGUUCAAACAUGUUCUCUCAAGACUUGUUACCUACCUUGAUGGAACUCAAAGAUAUCGAAUCAUCUUCUGUAUGGCAACGUGCACAACGUUUGUUCUAUGAAAAGUUACAUUUGGCCACACUUACAAACAAGUUAUAA
Mucor mucedo is the source of this 1080-nucleotide messenger RNA. RefSeq lists its product as uncharacterized. Gene Ontology annotation, cellular component: cytoplasm. The record is from RefSeq and is a predicted model, not a curated record. The transcript has 2 exons. The coding region runs from base 1 to 1080 and encodes 359 amino acids. Gene Ontology annotation, molecular function: saccharopine dehydrogenase (NAD+, L-lysine-forming) activity. NCBI's taxonomy places the organism in Eukaryota, Fungi, Mucoromycota, Mucoromycetes, Mucorales, Mucoraceae.